Molecule: messenger RNA, 1209 nt
Organism: Brachypodium distachyon (stiff brome)
Lineage: Eukaryota; Viridiplantae; Streptophyta; Magnoliopsida; Poales; Poaceae
Product: peroxidase 64
Exons: 2
Coding region: 81-1076 (331 amino acids)
Biological process (GO): response to oxidative stress; hydrogen peroxide catabolic process
Cellular component (GO): plasmodesma; plant-type cell wall
Molecular function (GO): heme binding; peroxidase activity
Source: RefSeq, a predicted model, not a curated record
CGUGAACGCACACUGUGCUGUGUAUAAGAUACACAGAGGAUCGAGAGCCUUGACCCGCCCUGCAGACUAACGUGGAGUUAAUGGCGCCGGAGCGGAACCAGCACGGCAGCAGUUGGGCCUGGGCUAGGCCAUGGCCGUCGGCGUUAAUGCUGCUGCUGGUACUGCUAGCAUUGGGCGGCGUGGAGGCCCUGAGCCUGGAGCACUACCGGCAGAGCUGCCCCAAGGCAGAGGCUGCGGUGACGGCGGCGGUGAAGCAGGCCAUGAGCAGCGACCACACCGUGCCGGCCGCCCUGCUCCGCUUGCAUUUCCACGACUGCUUCGUCAGGAGCUGCGACGCCUCCGUCCUCCUCGACUCCACCUCCAAGUCCAAAGCGUCGGAGAAGGACGGCGCUCCCAACGCGUCGCUGCACGCCUUGUACGUCAUCGACAACGCCAAGCGCGCCGUCGAGUCCCUCUGCCCGGCCGUCGUCUCCUGCGCCGACAUCAUCGCCCUCGCCGCCAGGGACGCCGUCUCCCUCUCCGGCGGGCCGUCCUGGGCCCUCCCGCUGGGCCGCAAGGACGGCCGGGUCUCCCUCGCCAGCGACGCCGCCGCAUCCCUCCCGGCCCCCACGGCGCGCUUCGAGCAGCUCAAGCAGGCGUUCAACGCGCGCGGGCUGUCCGUCAAGGACCUGGUGGCGCUCUCCGGCGCCCACACGCUCGGCUCCGCGCACUGCUCCUCCUUCCAGGACCGCAUCGCCAGCCCGGCCCUGCGCCCGUCCUUCGCCAAGGCGCUCCGCAGGGCGUGCCCGGCCAACAACACGGACGCCGCCGCCGGAUGGGCCUUCGACUCCUCCACGCCCAAGGCCAAGGCCAGCUUCGACAAUGGCUACUUCCGGAUGCUGCAGAGCGGCCGGGGCCUGCUGACCUCCGACGAGGCGCUGCUCACGCACCCCAAGACGCGCGCGUUCGUGGCGCUGUACGCGGCGUCGCAGGACGAGUUCUUCAGGGACUUCGUCGCCUCCAUGCUCAGGAUGAGCGCGCUCAACGAUCCCGCCGGCGAGGUCCGGGCACACUGCAGGCGACGCAACAGCUCAUGAUCCCAGCUGUAUCUCUCAAGAAUCUCAAUCAAGCAAGGAAUUUCCGAGUUUUUUCUAUCCAGGAUGAGGACGUGGAUAAUCUCCUUUCUCGCAAAAAAAAGAACAAAUACGACGCGUGAUUACUUUGUUGUUG